This is a messenger RNA of Aureobasidium uvarum, 654 nucleotides long. The record is from the annotation of a GenBank genome assembly. Lineage: Eukaryota; Fungi; Ascomycota; Dothideomycetes; Dothideales; Saccotheciaceae.
AUGGGCUCAUCAGCAUCGAAACCCGCCUCGCGCGCCGCCAAUGCUGCAACGAAAGCAACCCGCCAAUACCCAUCUCGCCCAUCACCAGCAACCUCGACACAAGCACCACCCACACGCACAUCAAAUGCUCCAUCCCAGCCCCCGCCACCCCCAGCCGCGAAUCGUCAACCGGGUCCCACAGUCCACCCUCAAGCCCGCGCAAGUGGCCAGCGCAAUGAAGAAAUCAAUCUUGACGCCUCAGAUCCAGACUUCGCCCGCUCACUGCGCCAGCUAGGUGCAGUACAACCCAACCCUACCCUCUCGCCCUCUUCAACCUUUGCCGCCCACCCAAGCUCGCACUUCCCAAAUCCUUACGGCCAACAAGGCAACAACACAACCGCCCCUUCGCAGCGAUUGAACCCGGCACUCCGUGUGUUGCAAGCUCGUGCAGAGUUGGCUGGUGAAGCCGAGAGAGAAUUCUUGGAGGCUGGAAAGAGGGGAAGCGCUGGCAGGAGGUUCUUGGACGUGGGCACGUUGAGAAAUCUCGUUACCAUGCGAGAUCAGAGGAACAUGAGUCAUGCCGAGAUUGAGAGGGUCUUGGGCUUGAGGAGCGGUACUGUGGCAAAGUUGGGUCCCAAGGGUGUCGUGGGUGUUGAGGGCAUUCAGGAGGAUUGA